Messenger RNA from Temnothorax curvispinosus, 1700 nucleotides. RefSeq names its product putative odorant receptor 85e. Gene Ontology annotation, cellular component: plasma membrane. The record is from RefSeq and is a predicted model, not a curated record. The coding region runs from base 393 to 1589 and encodes 398 amino acids. The transcript is spliced from 5 exons. Gene Ontology annotation, biological process: sensory perception of smell; detection of chemical stimulus involved in sensory perception of smell. Gene Ontology annotation, molecular function: olfactory receptor activity; odorant binding. Lineage: Eukaryota; Metazoa; Arthropoda; Insecta; Hymenoptera; Formicidae.
GUAUCUCUUGCUUCAUCUUUCCACAGUAAAAUAUUUCAUUGAACACGAAGGGAUCAGCGUACUAUCAAAGGAUCAAUACAACAUGUGCGGUUUUCCUCCGCUCGCUAUUUUUUUCCUCGCUAUUUUCUCGCUACUUUCUAAAGUCGCUAGACUUCCCGUCGCGGUGAUCCCUUCCUCGAACAUCCCCAACAACUUUCCGCAACCUUUCCGUGAUUUACAAGAGGGGAAAAAAAGAUUGCGGGUAACAAUCGCCGCAUCUGCCGUCAAUCUCCCUCACCUCUUCCGUUCUCGUCGAAGACGCAAGCGCAGUGUCAUUCACAUUUUCCGCUUCAUGACGGUACGUCCGAUUAGUCCAUCGUCGGCGACAUCAAGAUCAAGUAGGUCCUCGAGUCAUGCACAUGAAUAUCCGCGAUGACAUCAGGCGCACCGUGCACGUUACGCGCGGUGUCUUAAACCUGAUCGGCAUCUGGCCGUCGCCCGAUGUCACGUCCACUGUCAAAAUCGUCCAGACAAAGUUGCUCAGGAUCCUGUGCCAGGGCCUGCUCUACUUCAUCUUCGUGCCGGGCAUAUUAAAGAUGUUCCUCAAGGAGUCGAACGCGCGUCGUCGCCUCAAGAUGAUCGGUCCUAUGUGCAACUGCUUGAUGGCGGUGCUAAAGCACGCGAUGUUGAUCUGCCGAAGCGAUCGAAUCAAGGAUUGCAUCGAGCACAUCGAGGAGGACUGGACUAAGACGAGUCUGGCGCAGGACCGCAGGAUCAUGAUGGGCAACUCGAGGAUCGGACGCAACCUCGCGAUCUUCUGCGUGGCCUUCGUGUACGGCAGCGGAUUCUCGUAUCGCACGAUCGUGCCGUUAUCGCGCGGAGUCAUCGUCACGCCGCAGAACGUGACGAUUAGGCCGAUGGGAUUCGCUGGUUACUACGUAUUCAUCGACCCGCAGAAGACUCCGGCUUACGAGAUUAUCUUCUCGAUUCAGUUUCUCUCCGGAUUCGUGCAGUACUCGGUGACCAGCGGAGCCUGCAGUCUGGCAGCUCUUCUGGUGUUACACGCCUGUGGCCAGUUAAAAAUUCUUAUUGCCAGAAUGGAGAAUCUCACGCAGGCCGAAUACUUCUCUGAUAAGAAAGCCAACGUGGAACUGGCGGCCGUCGUGAGGCAGCAUAUCAGAAUUAAAAGCUUUUUAAGCAAGGUAGAAGAAAUUUUGCAAUACGUAUGUUUGGUGGAAGUAGUCGGGUGCACGUUCAUCUUGUGUCUUCUUGGAUAUUAUAUAAUAAUGGAAUGGGAAAAUAACGAUGCGGUGUCGAUGCUAACAUAUACCAUACUUCUUUUAACAUUCAUCUUUAAUAUCUUAAUACUGUGCUUCAUCGGUGAGCUUCUCACGGAUCAGAACAUGAAGAUGUACAUUACCUUCUGUACUCUCGACUGGUAUCGAAUCCCGCACAAGACCGCGCGCGGUCUCGUUUUGAUAAUCGCGAUGUCUAGCAUUCCCGUAAAAAUCACAGCCGGAAAAUUUAUGGAUCUAUCUCUCAAUAGUUUUGGCGCCAUUAUGCGAACAUCGGUCGCGUAUCUAAAUAUAUUGCGCACAACCAGCAUUUAAAAGAUGCAAUUCGUUAGUUGAAAGAAAUAAAUUUCAUCUGUAGAAAAUCGUGCAGGAUAUUGAAAUCUACGGAUUUCAGUGUAAUGUAUAUAGCACCAUUAGUAUAUGGUA